AGCCGCAUUCUCUUCCUGUAUAUAUUCGUAAGGAAAACUCAGCGCGACUGUCGUUCGACAUCGCUGCACUUUAAAUAUGCUGACAAUAAGGUAACUUACGAUUAUUAUUAUUUUUUUUUAAGAGAUGGGUACUUACAACUAUUCAUAUUAAAAGCAGUUAAUUGUGACGCUUGACUCCGACGGUAGUAUUGUCCACAUAUAACGUUACGCUAAGCUACAUGUUAACAUUACCCAGACCAGAGGAAUCUCUCUCGGCAGCUGGCAUUGCGGAUUAACUCGUAGCAGUGGAAUAACUGGCUUUUCUCAGGCUGACACAAACCUGUAUUUCCAAAGAUGUCGUGGUUCAAUCAUGUCAGUCAAGGCUCAAAUCAGCAGCAGCCCACUGACAGCCACAGACUCACAGCCACAGACACCCUGUGUAGUACUCUACACUCCAGGCUCAGGGGUCCGACAGAGGGCUCACCGGCCAUGGCAACACAAUACUGGACCGGCUGCUCCAGUCCCAGCCCGGAGGACUUUCCAUCAGCUCCACAGGGUGUAGCCAGCCCUCCCAGCCUCGAGAAGCUGUCUUGCUCUUCUCCGAGUGCACGGCAGGUGAGAGACCCGGAGCCCAUCUCGUAUGUAAGCCUCCAGGAGCAGCGGUGCGUCCUGAGCUGGUUCCAGGGCUGGACCGCCGGUCAGAGGGAGCGGUUCCUGCAGGACCUUCUGGGGAAAGCUGUGCCUGGGAAAGUGUGCACCCUCCUAGACUCACUCAGUACUCUUCAGGUUAAAGACGGACUACCAAACAUAUUUGAAUGCCAGCUGCGCCUGUGGACCCAGUGGUUUGAGUCUUGGGGAGAAGAGGAGAGGAAUCAUUUCCUGCACAUGCUGGAGGAGCGGGACCCAGUUUUUGUUGCCCACUUUUACAGGAGUGUAGCCGGCACAGCAGGAAGAGACUGAGCAAUGUUUGCAUUGGGAUUGAAAAGCAAAUGAUUACAACAAAAUGUGUUAAAGAGGUGACAUAGUGGGAAAUGUGUAUUAGAGCUGAGAUAAUACUCUUGAGAGAAAUGUUUGUGUAGCUGUGAUGGGACUUAUUGUUGAAGGUAAACCAUUUCAUUGUAAGAACAGACGUGUUCAUUCAAUAUAAGCUGUUUUUAUUCUGUUUCCCGCACUGGUUUCUCCAGGGCUGCAUUACACAUUAUACCAGUUUUUUUAUAAAGUUCCGAACUCUUUGCUCGAUGCUUUCAUCAUUGGUGAAGCUCUGCCAUUUAGUGACACAAUGGUGUGAACUUGGAAAAAAACAGGUUUAACAUCUGGCUAAAGAUGUUAACUGAAUGUUUCUGUACUGGGCCUAGUGACUAAAACACCUGGACUGACAUGGACAAGAGGACAAAUCCUUUUUCAAACAUGAAGGAAUAAAGAAAAUGCAGCGUUG
Molecule: messenger RNA, 1414 nt
Organism: Dicentrarchus labrax (European seabass)
Lineage: Eukaryota; Metazoa; Chordata; Actinopteri; Moronidae
Gene: cunh14orf119
Product: chromosome unknown C14orf119 homolog
Exons: 2
Coding region: 334-939 (201 amino acids)
Source: RefSeq, a predicted model, not a curated record